Erigeron canadensis is the source of this 2267-nucleotide messenger RNA. Its product is annotated as phosphomethylpyrimidine synthase, chloroplastic. Gene Ontology annotation, molecular function: carbon-carbon lyase activity; iron-sulfur cluster binding. The coding region runs from base 120 to 2063 and encodes 647 amino acids. NCBI's taxonomy places the organism in Eukaryota, Viridiplantae, Streptophyta, Magnoliopsida, Asterales, Asteraceae. Gene Ontology annotation, biological process: thiamine biosynthetic process. The record is from RefSeq and is a predicted model, not a curated record. The transcript is spliced from 6 exons.
CGACGUACGUAAGAAAGUUUCAAAAGCAGCCGGCCUCAUUAUUAAAACCCACUGUCACCACACUCCCCUUCCAAUUCUUACACUCCUCUCAUUCAUCCAAACCCCUCAAAAUUGUUGUGAUGGCGUCUGUUCAUGCUAAUUUGACAUCAGUUAUGUGUAAAAAUGUGAACCAUUCUGGCAUUUCAAAGCUUUCAAAGACUGCUUUCUUGCCUAUUUUUGAUGUGGCUGCUGAUCCUACAAACUUAUGGAAGAAGGAAAUACGGUCCUCUUAUAUAAUGGUGCCUCGCGCCACGUUGACUUUUGACCCCCCAUCAACUAAUGUGGAGAAGACUAAGCAAAGGAAGAAUACAGUGGACCCGGCUUCCCCUGAUUUCCUUCCACUCCCAUCCUUUGAACAAUGUUUCCCACAAAGCACAAAGGAAUACAGGGAAGUUGUUCAUGAAGAGUCUGGUAAUGUUCUUAAAGUUCCAUUUCGCCGUGUUCACCUGGCAGGGGAUGAACCACAUUUUGAUGCAUAUGACACCAGUGGUCCACAAAACAUAAGCCCCCAAGUUGGACUCCCGAAGUUACGCAAGGAAUGGAUUGAUCGGAGGGAGAAAGCAGAUCCACCAAGAUACACCCAAAUGUACUAUGCUAAGAAAGGAGUCAUUACCGAGGAGAUGGUCUACUGUGCUGCCAGGGAGAAACUCGACCCGGAAUUUGUGAGAUCAGAAGUUGCUCGUGGCCGUGCAAUCAUUCCUUCCAACAAGAAGCACUUAGAGUUGGAGCCCAUGAUUGUUGGUAGGAAUUUCUUGGUGAAAAUCAACGCAAAUAUCGGAAAUUCUGCUGUUGUAAGCUCAAUUGAAGAAGAAGUUCACAAGCUUCAGUGGGCUACAAUGUGGGGUGCUGAUACCAUCAUGGAUCUUUCAACGGGCCGUCACAUCCAUGAGACCCGUGAAUGGAUUCUCCGUAACUCUUCUGUUCCAGUUGGUACCGUGCCCAUUUAUCAAGCACUGGAAAAAGUCAAUGGGAUUGCAGAAAAUCUAAACUGGGAAGUUUUCCGUGAGACAUUGAUUGAACAAGCUGAGCAGGGUGUGGAUUACUUCACAAUCCAUGCGGGUGUUCUGCUUCGUUAUAUCCCAUUAACAGCUAAAAGAAUGACAGGAAUUGUUUCUAGAGGCGGUUCCAUUCAUGCAAAAUGGUGUUUGGCUUACCAUAAGGAAAAUUUUGCUUAUGAGCAUUGGGAUGACAUUCUUGAUAUCUGUAACCAGUAUGAUAUUGCUUUAUCCAUUGGUGAUGGAUUAAGGCCCGGCUCAAUCUAUGAUGCUAAUGAUACUGCUCAGUUUGCAGAGCUCUUGACUCAAGGUGAACUAACUCGUAGAGCAUGGGAGAAGGAUGUACAGGUCAUGAACGAAGGGCCUGGGCAUAUCCCAAUGCAUAAAAUCCCAGAAAAUAUGCAAAAACAGCUGGAAUGGUGUAAUGAAGCACCAUUCUACACACUUGGACCACUGACUACUGAUAUUGCACCAGGAUACGAUCACAUUACUUCAGCCAUUGGUGCAGCCAACAUUGGAGCCCUUGGAACUGCACUUCUAUGCUACGUGACACCAAAGGAGCACCUUGGUCUACCCAAUCGCGAUGAUGUUAAAACUGGUGUCAUAUCAUAUAAAAUAGCUGCUCAUGCUGCUGAUCUGGCUAAAGGCCACCCGCAUGCUCAAGAAUGGGAUGAUGCUCUUAGCAAAGCUAGGUUUGAGUUCAGGUGGUUGGACCAAUUUGCUCUGUCAUUGGACCCGAUGACUGCCACAUCAUUCCAUGAUGAGACUCUCCCAUCUGAUGGUGCAAAAGUGGCUCAUUUCUGUUCCAUGUGUGGACCCAAGUUCUGUUCGAUGAAGAUAACCGAGGAUGUGAGGAAGUAUGCUGAGGAACAUGGCUAUGGUAGUGCUGAAGAAGCGGUUCAGCAAGGGAUGGAUGCUAUGAGUGCUGAGUUUCAGGCUGCCAAGAAGACUGUGAGUGGUGAACAACAUGGUGAGGCUGGUGGAGAGAUCUACUUGCCAGAAUCAUACAUCAGUGCUAAAAAAAUAUGAAGGGAGCAUGUGAACUUGGAGGAUUUCCGUGGAGUGUCUGCAAGAUCGGCCUAGCUUAAGAUGAGGCCCAAAAUCCUCAUUUUCAAGUAGUAGGUGAGUACAUAGUUUCAGUUUGUGAAGAAUAAAAGGCCGAGCAAAUGUUUCAUGUGUUUUGAGAUUGUGGUAGCAAUAUAACUCUUUUCUGGAAGUUUUUUUUAUCCUUUA